Oldenlandia corymbosa var. corymbosa is the source of this 831-nucleotide messenger RNA. Lineage: Eukaryota; Viridiplantae; Streptophyta; Magnoliopsida; Gentianales; Rubiaceae. The record is from the annotation of a GenBank genome assembly.
AUGUUGACAAUCGUAUCAGCUUCAGGCCACGAUCUGAGCCUGAUACAGAAGUCAAUUGAAUUGGUUCAAUCUUCCCCACCAACAUGGCAAUCCGCUUUGCUCAGUAACGUGAUAAUAUUUAUUCUGGGAACUCCAAUUUUGAUCUCUGGUUUGUCUCUAUCUGGCAUUGCCGCUGCUUUCUUGCUCGGCACUCUCACUUGGCGCUCGUUUGGUCCAUCCGGGUUCUUUCUCGUGGCAUCAUAUUUCGUAAUUGGCACUGCAGCUACAAAGGUCAAAAUGGCACAGAAGGAAGCUCAAGGGGUUGCUGAGAAGAGGAAAGGCAGGAGAGGGCCUGGGAGUGUGAUUGGUUCCAGUGCAGCAGGUUGCGUUUGCGCUGUCUUAUCAAUUUACAAAAUUGGAGGGAAGGCAUAUUCUCCGCUUUGGGUCCUUGGAUUUGUUGCUAGUUUCUGUACAAAGUUGAGCGACACGGUGUCAAGUGAGAUCGGGAAAGCAUAUGGCAAAACUACAUAUUUGGUCACUACAUUUAAAGUGGUCCCCCGAGGAACUGAAGGUGCUGUCAGUGUUGAAGGAACUUUGGCCGGAUUGAUUGCUUCUGCCCUUCUGGCGUCAGUUGCCUGUCUAGUCGGUCAGAUCAAUGUGCCUGAGGCCGCUGUAUGUGUGGUAGCUUCCCAAAUUGCUAACCUAGGAGAGAGCUUUAUCGGUGCAGAAUUCCAGGGAAAAGAUGGGUUUCGCUGGCUCAACAAUGAUGCUGUUAACGUUAUCAACAUUACCAUAGGCAGCAUUUUAGCAGUUGUAAUGCAGCAAUUUAUGCUUCAGAAAUGGCAUCUGUGA